This is a messenger RNA of Sitophilus oryzae (rice weevil), 1506 nucleotides long. RefSeq names its product TBC1 domain family member 13. The coding region runs from base 129 to 1298 and encodes 389 amino acids. The record is from RefSeq and is a predicted model, not a curated record. NCBI's taxonomy places the organism in Eukaryota, Metazoa, Arthropoda, Insecta, Coleoptera, Curculionidae. Gene Ontology annotation, molecular function: GTPase activator activity. Gene Ontology annotation, biological process: intracellular protein transport; activation of GTPase activity. The transcript is spliced from 10 exons.
CUGAUUUUGACAUUUGUAGAGGUCAUUCAAAUAAAGAGAUAAACAUAAUAUUUGAAAUUGAUGCUUUAACACAGAUACUGUUUCAUUAAAAACAAUUCUAUUUUAAACGUUAUUGUGAUACAUAGAACAUGGCGUAUAAAGCAAGGCUUAAAGAAUUUGAUUCAGUUCUCAGUCAGAAUGUUAUAAACAUAACCAUAUUGAAGUCAUUAACAUUUCAUGGUAUCCCUGAUGAUCAAGGUAAAAGAGCUCUCUGUUGGAAACUCUUAUUAAAUUAUUUACCUUUGGAAAGAGAAAAAUGGACUGAUUUUUUAGAGGAAAAAAGAAAAUUAUACAAACAAUUUAUAGAUGAAAUGAUUGUGAUGCCGGGUGAAAACGAAGCUAAUGGAGAUGUAACUUUUGGAGACCAUCCUUUAAGCAUUAACCCAGAUAGUCAGUGGUCCACCUAUUUUAAAGAUAACGAAGUUUUAUUACAAAUAGAUAAAGAUGUUAGAAGACUAUGUCCAGAUAUAUCGUUCUUUCAACAACCUACAGAUUUUCCUUGCGAAGAAAUAGUGAAUAGUAACGAAGUCAAAAGAUUGCAUACAAGAGUACAAAGAAGAGUUUUAAACUGUGCCAAUGUUGAAAGAAAAGGUUUGGGUAUUACCAAGAUAGCACUUUUGGUUAAAAAAGCUAACGAGGAUUAUGCACCAAUGGCUGAAGGCAAAGAAGCUCACUGGGAAGUUGUAGAAAGAAUCUUAUUUUUAUAUGCCAAAAUGAACCCAGGACAAGGAUAUGUUCAAGGAAUGAACGAAAUAAUUGGACCUAUAUAUCAUGCUUUUGCCUCAGAUCCUGAUAUAUCAUUUAGAGAAUUUGCGGAGGCUGAUAGCUUUUUUUGUUUUACAAAUUUAAUGUCUGAAAUACGUGAUUUCUUCAUAAAAAGUCUAGAUGAAACAGAUCAUGGUAUAAAUAAAAUGAUGAGCAGAAUGUUGACUCAAUUAAAAAAUAAUGAUCUUGAUGUCUGGCUGAGAUUCCAACAAAUGGAUUUAAAACCUCAAUAUUAUAGUUUUAGGUGGAUUACAUUAUUAUUGUCACAAGAGUUUCCCUUACCAGAUGUUUUGAGGAUAUGGGAUUCACUUUUUUCUGAUGAAAACCGUUUCAGUUUUCUCAUUUAUGUUUGCUGUGCAAUGAUUGUUAUAUUAAGAAAUCAACUGUUGGAGGGAGAUUUUUCCUCAAACAUUAAAUUACUACAGAAUUUUCCUCCGAUGGAUGUUCAAAUUAUUUUGUCUAAAGCUGUUGAAUUGUCUCGAAAAAAGUUCUGAUAUUUACCUAAAAACACCAUUGAUUGAUUUUUACACCAACACCAUUGAUAAAUUAUUUAGACUCAUUACUCAAUUUUAGAAAGGCUCAUAAUAUACGUAAUAUCAAUCUGUAAGUGUAUAUUUACUUUAAUUUUAGGUAUUAAAAUAUGAUUUAUUACUUUUUAUAUUUGUAAAUAUAUGCAAUUAUAUUUUUCUAUUAAAAACAACA